This is a messenger RNA of Periconia digitata, 1362 nucleotides long. The record is from the annotation of a GenBank genome assembly. Lineage: Eukaryota; Fungi; Ascomycota; Dothideomycetes; Pleosporales; Periconiaceae.
ACGCUUUUCGUUAACGUCCAGAUCACCGAAAUGGGAGAUAUGUCUUCAUUGAACCCAACUGAGCCUUCAAUUGAGUCUCUGGGAAACCAGAUCUCUGAUUUGAGUGCCAAGAUCUCGAGUUAUCUGAGCACUUCUUCUGAGCCUCAGCCCACAUUCAGUCCAGAUUCUGUAUCUGUCCCCAAGACUGCCGAGUAUGAGUCCUUGCGCGCAACACUAAACGAUGCUGCGCUUGACUUGAUUCGUCUUGUGAAUGGCCCAGAAAACACUCUGCGAUCAUUCUUCUUCUCGCACUAUGAUCUAGCAGCGCUUCAGGUUGCGCUUGGUCGCGGUUUUUUCAACCAUGUUCCUCUUCCGUCGCAUGAAACAAACGGCGCAACAAACGGGAACAGCAAGUACAGCGCUUCUGUCGAUGAAAUCGCAGCACGGGCUGAGAUGGAUGUUGACCGAACUGCGAGGGUAAUGCGAAUGUUGGCCACGCAGCGCAUCUUUCAAGAAGUGCCUGGAGACAGCGAGAGCUUUCAACACACGGCUGCUUCGGCGGCAUUCGCCAGAAAUAAAGGACUACACGCGACAGCAGAUAUGCAAAUGGAUGAUAUGCUCAGCGCAGUAGCUGUGACUACGGCUGCGAUCGAGCAUUCCCCAAUGUUGUACAGUCAAGAACUGUCACCUUUCAAUACUGCGUACGGGAUGAGCAUGUAUAACUAUUACAAACUACAUCCAUCGAAGGCAGCUCGUUUUGCAGAAGCCAUGAGAAGCUAUUCCCAGCUGGACCGACAGAUAUCGGAACUCCGAGAUACGUUCCCAUGGGAGUCUUUGGAAGGCGGAAAAAUCGUGGAUAUCGGAGGUGGAAGCGGUCAUAUCUCAAUCGCACUCGCACGUCGGUUCAAAUCUUUACGAUUCGUGGUCCAAGACAUCUCCACGGAGAUGCUCGCGCAAGCUCAAGACACGAUCAAAGAUCUAGACGGGCGUGUCACAUUCCAGCAGCACAACUUCUUCGAUAUACAGCCAGUAGCAGACGCCGAUGCCUUUUUCCUCCGUCAGUGUCUGCACAACAACACCGACGAAGACUGCAUCAAGGUCAUUCAGGCUAUCAUUCCUGCUCUCGAGAAAUGCAAGACUGGCACUCCGUUGCUCAUCAACGAUGUCAUCAUGCCCGAAAGCGGAACUACGACUCGAAGUGAGGAGUACCACUUGCGACAGGUAGAUAUUUGUAUGAUGGUUACGUUGGGAGCGAAGCAGCGCACAGAGAAGGAGUUUAGGGAUAUGGUAAAGAAGGCAGAUCCGAGAUUGUCGGUUGUGAAUGUCUGGCCUAAUCCACUUGGUGUUGGGUUGUUGGAGGUUCAUCUCAACGCUGGAAGCUAG